Molecule: messenger RNA, 877 nt
Organism: Linepithema humile (Argentine ant)
Lineage: Eukaryota; Metazoa; Arthropoda; Insecta; Hymenoptera; Formicidae
Product: chymotrypsin-2
Biological process (GO): proteolysis
Molecular function (GO): serine-type endopeptidase activity
Source: RefSeq, a predicted model, not a curated record
AUUCACCAAGUGCGGCGUGAGAGCUAGACAAUAACUGCAAAAUGAGGCAACUAGCGUGCAUCUUAAUCGCCUUUGCGGUCGCUGGAGUUUAUGCAGAGGAGCCGGAAAGAAUUGUAAAUGGAAUACCCACCACUGUGCAGGAGAAUCCGCAAGCAAUCUCCAUUAGAGUUCAAAACAACCAUUUUUGCGGUGGUGUCAUAAUUGCCCCGCGUUUCAUUCUUACUGCCGGACAUUGCGUGUUACCUUUACUAACUGACUCUUCUUUGAGGAAUAGUUUAACCGUUGUUACUGGCACAACCUAUCUCAAUUCCGGUGGAAAAGCUCAUAAAGUGUCAAGAAUGUUCCUCCACGAGAGAUACGAUAGAAACGCCAGGGGUAGACCCAACGGUUACGACAUCGGUCUGCUUGAGCUUUCCGCGCCUAUCGAAUUCUCGAUAGUUCAACAAGCAAUUAAACUUCCGUCGAGAGAACUGGUGCAAGGUGAAGAUGUUACGGUAGUUGCCUGGGGUGCUAUGGGUUUCAGAAAACCUGUGCAUAACAACUUACAGAAAUUGAAUGCGAAAUGCUUAUCUGCUGCGGGAUGCAGAACUUAUCAUCAACGCACGGGAAUGCCUGUUAGUGACUUGGAGUUCUGUACUCUUAUCAGUCAAGGAACUGGAACGUGCAAUGGUGACAGUGGUAGCGGAGUGGUUCGAAACAGCGAUAGAACGGUUGUUGGUCUGGUCUCUGGUGGUCUCCCAUGCGCUCUGGGUUACCCAGAUGUAUACACUAGUGUCUAUCCAUUCGUCGGUUGGAUCAGACAAAAGAUGGCGAGUUAAGUACAUUCCUUCUCUCAUGUAUUGUAUAUCCUUAAUAUGUAAUAAAGAUUGUUGAGCAU